Messenger RNA from Knipowitschia caucasica, 783 nucleotides. NCBI's taxonomy places the organism in Eukaryota, Metazoa, Chordata, Actinopteri, Gobiiformes, Gobiidae. The record is from the annotation of a GenBank genome assembly.
AUGGAAACUAUUGGUCUGCCACCGGCACCACAGCUCCUGGCCGUAGACCCUCAGACCCUCAGACCUGGAGACCCUCAGACCCUCAGACCUGGAGACCCUCAGACCCUCAGAUCCAGAGACCCGGAGACCCUCAGACCCUCAGAUCCAGAGACCCGGAGACCCUCAGACCCUCAGAUCCAGAGACCCGGAGACCCUCAGACCCUCAGAUCCAGAGACCCGGAGACCCUCAGACCUGGAGACCCUCAGACCCUCAGACCCGGAGACCCUCAGACCCUCAGACCCUCAGACCCAGAGACCCGGAGACCCUCAGACCCUCAGACCUGGAGACCCCCAGACCCUCAGACCCUCAGACCCGGAGACCCUCAGACCCUCAGACCCAGAGACCCGGAGACCCUCAGACUCUCAGACCCUCAGACCUGGAGACCCUCAGACCCUCAGACCUGGAGACCCUCAGACCCUCAGACCUGGAGACCCUCAGACCCUCAGACCUGGAGACCCUCAGAUCCUCAGACCUGGAGACCCUCAGACCCUCAGACCCUCAGACCUGGAGACCCUCAGACCCUCAGACCUGGAGACCCUCAGACCCGGAGACCCUCAGACCCUCAGACCCUCAGACCUGGAGACCCUCAGACCCUCAGACUCAGAGACCCUCAGACCCUCAGACCCAGAGACCCAGAGACCCUCAGACCCUCAGACCCUCAGACCCAGAGACCCUCAGACCCUCAGACCCGGAGACCCUCAGACCCGGAGACCCUCAGACCCUCAGACCUGGACCACGGAUAA